Molecule: messenger RNA, 4948 nt
Organism: Colius striatus (speckled mousebird)
Lineage: Eukaryota; Metazoa; Chordata; Aves; Coliiformes; Coliidae
Gene: GALNT17
Product: polypeptide N-acetylgalactosaminyltransferase 17
Exons: 11
Coding region: 128-1924 (598 amino acids)
Cellular component (GO): Golgi apparatus
Source: RefSeq, a predicted model, not a curated record
GCCGGGGCGCGCAGCCCCCGCGGCGAGCGGCAGCGUGGGAUGUGCGCGCAGCGGCGGGCGGCUGCCGGCCCGCUCCCUUAGCCCCUGCGGGCAGCGCGGCGGCUGACGGGGCCCCUCGGGAAGUUUGAUGGCUUCUUUGAGGAGAGUCAAAGUCCUGCUGGUGUUAAACUUGAUCGCGGUGGCCGGCUUCGUCCUCUUCCUUGCCAAGUGCAGACCCAUCACGGCCAAGAGCGGGGACUCCUUCCACGACAUCCACCCCAGGGCAGAGGUGGCCAACUGGACAGCCCACGGCAUCAGCUCCAUCCAGGACGCGGUGCUGAAGAGACUCUCCCUCCUCGAAGACAUAGUCUACCGGCAGCUCAACGGUCUAUCCAAGUCGCUUGGUCUCAUCGAAGGCUAUGGUGGACGUGGUAAAGGUGGGCUUCCAGCCACCCUGUCCCCUGAGGAGGAGGAGAAAGCAAAGGGACCACAUGAGAAGUAUGGCUACAACUCCUACCUCAGUGAGAAAAUUUCACUGGAUCGUUCCAUACCAGAUUAUCGUCCAACCAAGUGCAAAGAGCUGAAAUACGGCAAAGACCUCCCACAGAUCUCCAUCAUCUUCAUCUUCGUGAACGAAGCUCUGUCCGUUAUCCUGCGGUCUGUGCACAGCGCUGUCAACCACACGCCAGCUCACCUGCUCAAGGAGAUCAUCCUCGUGGACGACAACAGCGAUGAAGAGGAACUGAAGGCCCCUCUGGAGGAGUACGUCAAUAAGCGGUACCCAGGCCUGGUGAAGGUGGUGCGCAACCAGAAGAGGGAAGGUCUGAUCCGCGCUCGCAUCGAAGGCUGGAAAGCUGCCACUGCCCAGAUCACGGGGUUUUUUGAUGCUCAUGUGGAGUUCACUGCUGGCUGGGCUGAGCCGGUGCUUUCGCGGAUUCAGGAGAACAGGAGGAGGGUCAUCCUUCCCUCCAUAGACAACAUCAAGCAGGACAACUUCGAGGUGCAGCGCUACGAGAACUCAGCCCAUGGGUACAGCUGGGAGCUGUGGUGCAUGUACAUCAGCCCCCCCAAGGACUGGUGGGAUGCUGGAGACCCCUCCCUGCCCAUCAGGACGCCGGCCAUGAUCGGCUGCUCCUUCGUUGUGCACAGAAAAUUCUUUGGAGAGAUUGGGCUUCUGGAUCCUGGGAUGGAUGUGUAUGGAGGGGAGAACAUAGAGCUUGGCAUCAAGGUGUGGCUGUGUGGUGGCAGCAUGGAGGUGCUGCCCUGCUCCAGGGUGGCUCACAUCGAGCGCAAGAAGAAGCCCUACAACAACAACAUCGGGUUCUACACCAAGCGCAACGCGCUGCGGGUGGCCGAGGUCUGGAUGGACGACUACAAGUGGCACGUCUACAUCGCAUGGAACCUGCCUCUGGAGAAUCCAGGUAUUGACAUUGGGGAUGUUUCUGAGAGAAAAGCUUUAAGAAAGAGCCUGAAAUGUAAAAAUUUCCAGUGGUACCUGGACCAUGUUUAUCCAGAGAUGAGAAGAUACAACAACACCGUGGCGUAUGGUGAGCUUCGAAACAACAAGGCAAAAGAUGUCUGCCUUGACCAGGGCCCACAGGAGAACCACACAGCAAUACUGUACCCGUGCCACGGCUGGGGACCACAGCUUGCUCGCUACACCAAGGAGGGAUUCCUUCACCUGGGUGCGCUGGGGACCACGACUCUGCUGCCUGACACCCGCUGCCUGGUGGACAACGUGAAGAGCCGCUUCCCUCAGCUCCUCGACUGUGAGAAGGUCAAGAGCAGCCUCCAUAAGCGCUGGAGUUUCAUCCAGAACGGUGCCAUCCUCAACAAGGGCACGGGGAGAUGCUUGGAAGUGGAGAACAAGGGCCUGGCUGGCAUUGACCUGAUCCUUCGCAGCUGCACAGGACAGAGGUGGACAAUUAAAAACUUCAUCAAGUAAAGGGUGGAAGAGUCAAAGGAGUUGGACUGGAAACGUGGCUGACAUGGACUGAUCCGACUGGACUCCUUUGGAAAGGACAAAAUAUCAAAACAGAGCUUUAUUCAUGUUAUUAGGAGAGGCCAUGGGGUAAAUGGGCAUUUGUGUGGCUCUUUAAUUUUUAUUGUACAUUAGUCUCCAGCAGCUGAUUCCAACUGUGUCAAAUUGGGUCAGAACUGCUAUUUGCUUCUGGCAAGCACUCUAAAAGGUACCACUUAUUCCUGCUGGAAUGACUGUAAUAAGCUCCUGCAGCCUUGUGAGCAUUUUACUGACAGGGAAUUGUUGCUUUCCCAGAUGACUCCAAGCUCUCCCAAGGGGCCAGGUAGGUUUGUACCCCCAUCAGAGGUGAGAGACCCUGGAUAUAGCUGCCUGGUACAUAAAGACUUGUGUGCUUGUGAGAGGAAAAGGUCACCAAGCCCCAGAUGAGCUGAGUUUGAAAGAUGUAGUGUUUUACUAGGUGCUCUCUCUCUUUUCCCUUUCUUGGCCCUGCAUCCAGCAGCCCCUUGAGUCUGAGAGGGACAAAGCUCAUCCCACUUACUCUCAUGGUUCUUUCCAACCCUUAAUGAAAGGUGUCAUCAGAUAAAAUCCUGUUGAAGAAACCCCCCAUUUCCCAUUGUCCCCUCUCGUGCUGCUCUUGGCUAAGCCAGCCCCAUGCAGCACCAGCCCCUCCCAGGGAGACCCCAGAUGGGUUCCCCUUGGAACAGACCUUGGUUGCCUGCCUGGUUGGGUGGUUGUCUGCCCUUUUGGGUGUCAGUCAGACUGGCUCAUGGUGAGUAAGGCUUUGGGGGUGCUGCAGAUCUACCUUGCCCUCCCUGGCCUGUCUCCUUGGAGACUCACCUUUACCCUUUUGUUGCUCUUGUACAGGAUGGUGUGAGCAGGUAACACUUGAGAGUCCUGCUCUGCCAGGGCUGCCCUUCCUGGGGGCUGUAGGGUUUGUUUUAGGGCAUCCUUGCUCUGAACAAAGGCAGCAAUAGUGGUGCUCUCCCUAACUUUGUAGGGGUGUUCUCCCGAGGCUCGAGCACACCUUCCCUGGUCAGUGUGUGGCUGUGGUCAAGGUCCACCCCAAGCAGAGCAUGUCCCUGCAGACCUUUGUGAGCUACAGGGAGGUAAGGAAAGGAGAGGGAGGGCAAGAGACCAACAAAUGGCAGUUUGGCUGAUAUUCCUUGACCUUGAAAGGCCUGUUAAUAUGGUGGGGUGAUCUCACCUGCUUUUUUUUGUGGCCCACAGUAUUGUUGGCUCCCAGAUCUACCCAGCCAUCGUGGGAGACCAUUGCUUUGGAGCCCUGAUGGCUGGUUACCUGCAAAAGGGAAAUGCAGUCUUGCAAAGUUGCUUUGCAAGGGUGCCAGACUAAUGGGUGGACACAGGCUUUGCUCAGUGGAGAGGAGAAACCAGCCCAUCUCCUGUCCUUCUCACAGAAUGAUACUCUUUCUGGUUGCCCUCUGGCUAGGGUGCACUAAAAUAUAUGAAUAUAUGACAUGUACAUGUAAAUAUGUUUCCCAAAGAUGGGAUGUGCACAGAGUUGUUUGCUGCAGAGCACUCAUGCCUGUCUUCCAUUUGCAUCAGGAUGAAGCUACCUGGAUGUUUAAUGAGUCUGAUUGCCAGUGCCAUGCAGCAGGUUUCUAACUGAUGUCUUAGUAAUUUAUUGAACAGAAGCAGCUGUAUCUCCUUGUUCCUUCUGCAGCAACGAGCACCACAUAGGACUGAUGGUUCGUUUAGGCUUGACAAGACUUCCUCACCCAUUGGGGUUGUCUCUUGAUAUUGUUCCCUUGCUUGAUGAAGUAAAGCCUCUUGGUUGUCCUGAAUUGCAAAGUGAGGCAGUCAAUGCAGAAGUUUGCUCUCUCCUUCGCUGUUGCAUCACCUCUUGUGUAAUAAAUUCUAGCACUUACCAAACCAAUAUGGUCACAAUGUCUUUAGGUGCAUGAUGUGUCACCCCUUUGCAUUGGCUGCUGCAAUCUGCUGAUGGAGUGGACUCCAGGAAAGGCUGGGGGGAUGUGAGACUCCACAGCUAAUGGUGAAAAUGGUACAAUGCCCUUAGAGCUGAGCAGUCAGUUUGCUGUCAGUCCUCAGUGGAAGCCACAUGUUUACUAGUGUUGGCAAAAGCCUGCAUGCUUCAAGAUGAACAACCAAAAAGCCCUUGGAUGUUGCCUGUCCUGUAGUUCAUGGUUCCCAGUUCAGUUCUAGUCCUGCCAGUGCUCAAGGUGCCAAUGGAUGGGCUUUGUCACACUUAAUCAUGGUGGUAGAAGGUGUCACCACCCUCAGCCUUCCAUCUGCCUCAGCUGCUGGAGGUCUCUGGCCCUGUCACCAGCAGCAGGAGUGAACGAGUGGCUACACCUCAGCUACUGGAAGCAGCAGGACGUGCUUCAGCUCCCCAGGCAGGAGGGACUUGCUGCAUUUAACACAGGGAAUUGUCACCAGGGUGACUCCAGGCCCUCCCCUGGCUUUGCCAUGGAUGUGGGGCGCAGUGCUGAGCAUCUCCAGCUGCCUGCAGAAGGAUGGGCCUGGCAGCAUCGCUGACAAGAUGACCUGGGCACAAGGAACCUCUUGGUGAGGGGCUCUUUGAUCCUUUCAGGUUCAGAGGGGCCUUUCCUUCCUGCUCCAUAAGGAAAACAAAUGCCUGAAUAUCCAAACAGAAGGGGAAUGGUGGAAAGGAACACUUUGCUCCCAGAGCCCAUGGAGGUGGCUUACUCGUUCUCACUGGUGUGCACAGAGUGCUUUUGAGUGAGUGGAAAGGAGCAGCAUGACUAAAACCAGGAUUAAAAGUGAGAAUUGAAUGUGCUGUGUCCAUGUAGCUGAAGCUCUGUUCUGAUGUUGGUUGGUGACAGGCAGAUGAUUGCUGAGGUGACAGCCCCAGGUCUGCACCCUCCCAAACCCUAGAAACCUGUCUUAGAAAUCUGAGUCUAAAUGUUGCACCUUGUGUUUAUCUCUAAUAAUAUGUUAAUUGCUCUAAAAAGUGAUAUCAAAGUGGUUCUUAUUAAAUAUAUGGUUUGA